GGGUCAACCGAUAUUGCGCGAAGAGAGUUGCGGACGAUACAUGGAAGAGGAUGAACCACCUAAGUGCCGGCGACAGGAGCAGCCAAGUCCCAGCUGCUUGUUGCAUCGAGCAGUGACAAGAAGUCUAACCAGAAACCAUUCCAAAAUGCCUGGAGAGCAGGACCCAACUGCAGGUUCCUCGAACAAGCAAGGAGCAAGAAGACGCCUCAUAGAGAGAUUGAAGAACACAAGACAUGGCGGCGACAAGGGAACCAAUACAAGUAAGUUCCCUGAUGAGGAUUCCGCGAGCGAAGAUGCAGACAAGGAAUUUUGCCCGCUGAAAUUCCAUGGCUGCUCUUCAUCUGAUGCGGUUCAGGAAUUAAUCUCGACUUUCAGCAAUAGGAAAUUAGACAUUCUAAAUAAGUUAGGGUUGGGUGGGUUGCGGUACUUGAAUCGUGGUUUCCAUAAUAGCCGCCACCUAGUAUUCUGGUUGUUGAAGAGAAUGGACGUAGAGAACAUGCAAAUAAGGCUUGGAGAUGGGUCAAGUGUGCAAAUGAAUCUGGAGUCAGUGAGCAGGAUACUAGGAAUCAGAUGUACUGGUACUCACAUGACAGUUAGUAGUACUAAGGUAACAAAGUAUGUCAAAUUAAGACUGCAAGAACGUUUUGGAACUGAAGAAUAUAAAGAGUUCCCAGACUUGGAUGAUUUAAGAAAAAUUUUAUGCCGAGAAUAUGGGCAAGAUAUGUCUGAAUAUGAUGAAGAAACUUUUAUGAUUGCCAUGGCUGCUUUCUGCUGCGCAUAUAUGUUUGGGCCAGGAAAAAGAACUGCAAGUGUACCAAAUGACAUAUGGGACUUCAUCACCUUUCCGAAGAACCUACUGAAUUGCAACUGGGGGGGCUAUGUGCUCAUGGUUUUGCAAUCUUCAGCGCGUGCCGUGCAGAUGAAUAUGAGGAGUAACCCAACUUCUAUCAAACUGGGUGGUUGCUGGUUGUAUUUGCAGUUACUUUACUUGGACAACAUUGACCUUGGAGAUAACAACAUCCCUUUAAGCUGGUAUCCAAGAAUCAGAUGGUACGAUACACGAUUUCUGCUAGAGUUCAGCAAUCAUUAUGAGAAGUGCAAAGGCAUGAAGGCUAAGGACGCAUAUUUGAACAGAAAGAGGCGUGUACCAAGCGACCAUGAUGAUAAAAGAAUGCCCACAUGCCCACUCCCAGAUGAAAGCAAAGAACAAAGUACUCGACCAGCCAGGCAAGAAAGCACUGGCAACAAACCUAACCAGAGAUCAAUGCCUUCUAGGCACCAUGCAGAUGAUAGCAAAGAGGCAUGCGCAGAACAUGGUGACGAAGACUUUAAGACAACCCGACAGCAAAGUGGGUGUACAGUGGGAGACGAACCUUUGGCACCCACUACGAAAGAGAAAAUUGUAGAACAAAUUAAAUAUGGCCUUGAACAAGUUACAUCGCAACUCGAAAUUGUUGCCCACACUACUCAUGAAGAAAAUAAGAGAAACUUUGAGGCACAGGAACAACGAAUAAGUGAGUUGUUUGGAGACAUGAAAACAGUGGUGUCAGGACUUAGGGAAAACCUUGUCAACUGUAUCAUGGCGCACGGUAGGGUCGAAGGAACGCAUGAAGGCAGGAAAUAUAGUUCGGAAGGAGUUAAUGUUACAGCACCAGGAAAUGCGGAAGAUUCGAAGAUACAUGGGAAACGGUCAGUUCAAGGGGGCAUUAAGAAAGACAUGCCUCCAUGGUAUGAGGAUAAUGGGCAGGGCAUAGGAGAAGAAGAUGUUGCUGUGAAUGAACAAACUAAAAGGAAAAAAAAUCGUGUAUCUGAAAUGGAUGCUGAUAGGGGCAACACUGCAUUCGACGUGGCAGCAGCACAUGAAAGAGGGCGUGGGCCUCAGCAGGAUAUAGGCUCAAAUGUGGCGGCUGAAACAACCCAGUCUGAUGGCAUGUAUACUUUCCAGGACCAUGGAAAAACAGAUGAACCAGAUCUGAUGCAGCAACAGCCAGUGUUCGACUGCACGCCAGAGAGCAGCGGAGGACCUUCAACACGAAUUCCGUUGUGGCAAAAUGAAGGAGAUAAUUGUGUAAAGAACAUUGAAGAGGGAGUAAAAACAACGAGUGCAAGGGGUGAAAGAAUUAAGAAGGGUUUGAGCAAUCCAAGCUUUGGCAACAAAAAAGAGAACUCUGAUUCUAUCUCAGCUUCAAAAAGCAGAGUAAUUAAAAAAACAACAAGAAGAAGGUUGCGUAGCUGCAAAUCUGCCAAUGAGGUCGCAGGGACUGAUAAUAUGGUAGUAGAGAAAGCUAUUAUUCCUGUUUGCAUGACGGGAGUAACACCUGUGAAGCGCCACGUUGCUGAGAGGCGGGUUCCUCCAUCGCCAUUUGACCUCAACUUGAAUCCAAGAACCAAGAGCAUAACUUUUAUUGAGAAGAUGUUCCAGCACUUUGUGGAAGAGGAGUACACAGUUCUAAAUAGGGUCUGGUUUCGCCAUGAUGAACCAUGGACACUAAGCCUAACAGGAAGGCAGCUGUGGGUGGCAUUUGCCAAAUCUGUACUCAUAAACACCGAAACGUUCGAUGCAAUCAUUAGAUUAUUACAAGAGGAGGACAGCAUGAUGUACAAGGAUUGUUGCUGCGAGCACCAACAAUGGCGGCACCUGCUACCUCCUUGCUUCUCAGAUUUUGUGCUGGCGAAUGGAGAAGGCACUUACAGUGAACAAAUCAAAGAAUUGUUCCUGGGGUCUCACCUUGGCAGUAAUGCCGAGCAUUGCAGACUGAUAAUGUUACCAUGCGCUCAAGCCGGGCACUGGUCCUUGUAUGCUUGGGAUGUAGAGAAGAAACGAAUACAUGUACUAGACCCUGUGUUAUGCCAAAAGACACGAGAAGAGCAGCGUGCAGUGCACGGUGACUUAAUUGCGUCAUUGCAUUCCAAAUUAUUUGACUACUUCUCAGAACUAUUCAGUGGACUGCACGAUGAUAGAGCCGGAUAUAAGAUAACAUUCUAUAAUCUUGCACAUGCACCGGCGUUGAGGGAGGAGUCAACGUUUUACGUUGUGCAUUACAUAAAGUGGUUCGAUGGAGAGCGACUGACGUUCACUAUUAAUGAGUGCAAAGCAAAAAAUGCACGGAUGAGUAUAUUCUACAACCUGAUGCAAAUGGCUGCAAACCAAGGAUGGAAGCCUAAGUAUCUGGAUGUGGAUGUAGAGACCAAGUGAUUCUUAAGUUGAACCCUGGAUACUGUCCCUGUUGAUGGCAAGAUUGUUGAAUCUUUUGUGGGGGAAGGAAAGGCAAAAAAACUAGUCAGCUGCCAUGUCUGCUAUAAACUGUGUUAAAUAUCCAUUGUGUAAGCAUAAAGGUUCUAGAAAUUCAGUACUAGGUACAUUGCAUGGAAUGAGCAGUCCAUUUAUCUAGACGUGUUUCAUGUUCAUGUUUUCCUAUUACAGCUCCCCUUUUCGGU
Molecule: messenger RNA, 3438 nt
Organism: Panicum virgatum (switchgrass)
Lineage: Eukaryota; Viridiplantae; Streptophyta; Magnoliopsida; Poales; Poaceae
Exons: 15
Coding region: 41-3196 (1051 amino acids)
Source: RefSeq, a predicted model, not a curated record